AUGACCGACUCUCCAGCCGUACGGAUACCGCUGGACCCGCACGAGCAGCCAAUCCUCGACAGGCUGCUGAGCAUUCGAACGGAACUCGAACUCCUCAAGCAAGACAAAUCAACCUACGUGAAGUCGCAGGAUGUGAUCAACCUCUAUAACCAGGUUGUUGAUCAAGUCGAGCUGCUCAAUGGCAUAAGAACGCAGAAACGGCACGAGCAGAAUCGAGUUGAUACUGUGCUGGACGACUGCUUCCAGCUCAUAUCACUUGCGUAUCUCACUAUAGGAAAGAACAACGAAGCCCCUGCAGUAUAUUCCGCCGUCUCGACAAUAAAACGCCUCCUCGAACAUCUCAGAGAAGCAGCUUUCUUCUCUCCAAAGGAUCUCGAAUCCAUCAGUAGCCGGCUUCAAAACUACCGCGAGGCAGUCGAGAGGGGCAGGGAAACCCACAGCCCCCACCUUCUCCUGUUGGUCGAAGCACGGAUAGACAUCUGUCAAGACAUUCUCUCCGAGCUACAGGAUAAGCUAUCACAGCUAGACGAGGAGCAAGGCGCGAAGUAUGAGAAACUCGUAUCUAUUCUGCGAUCGUUGGCAGGAUGCAGCACCAAGUCGAAGUUUCCUGCCGCGGAAGUGGACGACCUCUACAAGCAGCUGAAGGAGAUCGAAGCGAGCCUUGAUAAAGACAGCAGACCCACAGCGAAGAGCCCGAGCAUAGACGAGCUGGCGCAAAGUCUUCAAAUUCAGAUGAGGACCCAGAGCCCUGCUCCGUCGGGGCAAAGGCUAGUGAAGGAUCUGCUUACCCGGUGCUUCCUGUGGGUUGAGUUAGUGAAGCAAAAGCAAGGUCAAAUCAAUGAGAACUUCAGAGAUACUUACGAGAAGCUACGUGACAUACGGAACCAGCUUGAGAGACUCACCUUGACACAAGCGUGGUCGCUUCGCGAGACGGAUCUCUACAGCUUCCAACGGCAGCUCGAUAGAGUGGACGAGUCUCGCGUGGACGGCAACUUUUUGGAUGCCGAGGGUCGGCCAGCGGAUCUUCACGCACAGAGGACCCUUUUAUAUUUGCUUCGCAAGAGCUAUGCGCUCAUAUAUCACCUCAUCAUCUCUUCGGCAGCCGUUUCAGAACCCCUACUCCCGAUCUACAACCAGUUGACGACGCUGCGAAGAUGUCUGGUGGAAGUGAAGAAGUCCGGAGGUGUUUCCUCGCCCCGCGAGCUGUAUCCUUACAGCAUGAAGCUCAACUCAAUUGACAACAUGCGGAUCGAUGGCAAAUUCAUGGUGGGAGAUGAAAUCCCCGACGGUCAGGCCAACGUAAUAGAGUUGCUGGAAGAAUGCUUUGAGCUUGCGUACGAGCUUAGAGUACAAGCAGAGGACGAGAGCGAAGAGGAGAGAAAAGACGAGAAGGAGGAGGGGGAAGACGAGAAAGAAGAUGAUACUGAAGACAAGUCGGACGAUGAAGAUGGCAGCCUAGCUAUGAAGGCAAAGUGA
Messenger RNA from Coniosporium apollinis CBS 100218, 1476 nucleotides. RefSeq lists its product as uncharacterized. The record is from RefSeq and is a predicted model, not a curated record. Lineage: Eukaryota; Fungi; Ascomycota; Dothideomycetes. The transcript is spliced from 8 exons. The coding region runs from base 1 to 1476 and encodes 491 amino acids. Gene Ontology annotation, cellular component: nucleus; cytoplasm.